AUGGAAAACGACGGGACCCUGAAGAGAAAGGACACGACCAAAGGCCCACCUCUCCGGAUACUAUCGCUAGAUGGUGGGGGCGUUCGCGGCUACUCGAUGAUCAUCAUCCUCCAGGAAUUGAUGCACAGAACUUAUGUAGAAAUCGAAGGCAAAGCUCCGCGACGCGCCGAAAUUCCGAAGCCAUGCGACCACUUCGAUUUAAUAGUUGGCACCGGCACGGGCGGCUUGAUCGCGCUGAUGCUCGGGCGCCUGAGGCUGGAUUUGGAGCAGUGCAAGGAGCUGUACGUUCGCAUGACGCGGAUGGUGUUCGAGACAGACAAAACCUUUGCCGGAAUACCGUUCCGGCAUACCCUGUUCAAGGCUUCGAUGUUGGAGCAGGCCAUCAAGGAGGCUGUUAGGGAACACACUGUCGACGAGCAGGAAGGCAACGACGGCAGCCCGUCAAGCGUUGUCAGCCCGCUAUCGGCAACCGCAAGAUCAGGCGCCUCGGGGAGUGUUAGGCGGCAUCAGAGCAACGCCAGUGUGGUGAGCUUCAGUGCGCGAAGCCCAACGGCCCAAAUGGCGCGGCCGGUUUUCCGCGCUGGCUACGGAGACCCGGACGCGAAGCUAUACGACUCGCGAGAGAACAGGACCAAAACGGCCGUCACAGCCGUAUACAAAGGCACCCCGGUAGACCGCAAGACCGGUCGUGGACUGUCACCGCCUGCCAUGUUGCGCUCGUACGAUUCAAGGAAGGAGCCGGCACCAGAAUACGACUGCACCGUUUGGGAAGCGGGUAGAGCAACGUCCGCUAUUGAACUAGCUUUCAAGCCCAUCAAGAUCGGUCAGUCACUAUUCCUUGACGAUGGAGCUGGGUCUUUCAACCCGGCGCCGGAAGCGCUCGACGAAGCCACGGUGAACGAAUGGCCGGGCCGGGAAGUCGGCGUGUUCAUCAGUAUCGGAACUGGAAAGCGACCGAAAAGUGCAGGCCCAUCUUCGCAGGAGGAGAUCAUGAAACAUUUUAUGCCCUACCACGUGGAAGAAGGGAGGAAGAAAAUUGUCCUAAAGAUCGAGGGAUGCGAGAAGAUCCAUGAGGAGAUGAAGAAAGAAUAUCUGAUGAGGCGCGGUGUCAACGUCGAAAACUACUAUCGGUUGAACGUGGAGAUGGGUGUCGGCGAAUUUGGUAUGAACGAGUGGCACCGACUCUCCGAGAUCAGCACCGGCACGCGGAGAUACAUGUCCAGACCCGAUGAACAGAGGAUGAUCCAAGAGUCAUCUACAAAGCUGGCCAAGAUCCACAGGGCGAAACUGCGGUACGACAAGAUGAGCAACGUCCCCGAAAUUGUCUCAUCGGCGCCGUUGAACUCCAUCUCUUCUCCCCUCGCAGUAGAGCUUCCGGGAGAUUUCCCCCCCAUGUUCCCGAUGCAUAACACGCCGCCCAGCCGGCAGUCGUACGAUUCGGGCACAGACCGGCUUUCCCUACCGGGCUCGAAUGCUGGGCAAGGACCAAAUACACCAUCGCCACGCAGCUCCGGUGAACGCUCUCGCCCGGCAACCGGCGGCGCAUCUCCGGGCCCGCCACCAGCCAAACCCUUGUUCCAUAAGCCUUCUUCCCAAGCGCCUCUUAGUUCAGUUGCUGAGAAGCCUCUUCCUGACGAGCCAGACCGUUUCGUCGUCAAUGCCCCAACCCCAGCGCAGUACCGCACUGCAUCGGGAGCAGACAAAAUCUUCAUAACAGGCUCGGAUGAGUUGCCCCGGAAACAGAACCAACAGGUAGCGGCAAAACUGCAACCAAGAAUCCAUAGGAUAGAGCCACCGCCACUGCCGCCGAAGACGCCUCUUCUUGAAAACCAGGCUGGGCGCCGUCCAGGUACGACUGGCUCGCAGCCUCCCCCGUACCCGCUGGAUGACGACGCGCCGCCCCCCGCGGUCAAUUGGUCAGGGAAACCUAGGGGACGAUAG
Molecule: messenger RNA, 1941 nt
Organism: Pseudomassariella vexata
Lineage: Eukaryota; Fungi; Ascomycota; Sordariomycetes; Amphisphaeriales; Pseudomassariaceae
Product: acyl transferase/acyl hydrolase/lysophospholipase
Exons: 3
Coding region: 1-1941 (646 amino acids)
Biological process (GO): arachidonate metabolic process
Cellular component (GO): membrane
Source: RefSeq, a predicted model, not a curated record